Molecule: messenger RNA, 1773 nt
Organism: Chaetomium strumarium
Lineage: Eukaryota; Fungi; Ascomycota; Sordariomycetes; Sordariales; Chaetomiaceae
Exons: 4
Coding region: 286-1641 (451 amino acids)
Source: RefSeq, a predicted model, not a curated record
UUAUUAUUACGGUACAAGGCGCGCUGGAUUGUACACGUCAAGGAGGGCUGGCAUCCAGAUAUAUGCCAGUUCGUCCGUUGUGACAAUGACCGCCCCAUUGAUUUCGUAUCCAAUUCUCCUAUGAUCGUUCUCUGUGUUUCGGCCGCCUCUUACCACUCACUUUGUGACCUCUCCUCGUUUAUGUUCCGAGUCCGAUAAACAACACCGCUGAUCCUCGGCAACGACCCGACUCUUGCACGGACACCACAUCUCGUAUCCUCACGUUUUACAUCGCAUUGAGCAAUCAUGGCCGUGUUCGUAGACUUGGCCGAGGAAGAUGAUAGCCCUCAACAGGACGGACGUCCGCUGUGGCCCGGCCGAGUCGAUGCCGUCAAGCCGAUGCCCGUAACCGCGGCAGGCGGCAGCUUGCCGGGCGCCGAUUCCGGGAUCAACACCCCGGAGGGCAAGCAACGCGAGGAGGCUCACGGGCUCGCCGUCAGGGAGAACCUGAACCGGAACUCCAUGACGCAGGCUUUGGGAUGCUAUCCUAUCAUCAUGUCGGUGGCCUCCCACAUCGACCUGAACACGCUCGAUAACCUGUCGCGUACCUGCAAACAGAUCCGGGAGGGCUUGCUCCAGUACCGCAAGAUGCUGCUUAUCUCGACCCUGCACUGCGUCAACGAGGGCCUUCCCGUAGAUCCGGAGGAGACACUGCGUUACCGAGCCCGUGCUGCCAACUGGUACUAUAUGCAAGAUGCUGGAAGGUCGCAGCAUGGUGGGAAGUCCGGACGGUGUGCUCGCGAUCUAGUGGCCGAGUGCCGGCGGUGCGGCACUGUUGUCUGUCGGAACUGUGCCAAAAAGCCUCCAGCGCCCGUUGCCCUCAGCGGUCGACAUCGGCGGCUCUGCGAGGCAUGCGUGCACGCACCUCUUGGCUCGCUUGUCAAGCCAACCCUCGGGCCAGAGGUCCGCAUCGAGUCAGAUGACAUGCAACGAGCGAUCUGCAGGUGCGAAUCCGAGGCUGUCUGGCUCUGCCAGCCGUGCGGCCGAUCUAUCCUUGGUGAUGAUUCCGAAUAUCAGGGCAUAUGGAAAUGGCGCAACCAAUACACCGACGUGCUCGGCGGCCUCGGCACCGGCAUAGGCGAAGGCGACCGCGGCGUCAUCUGCGGCCGCGAGACAGAGUGCUGUGCUGCGCGUGAACGAGAGCAGGAGACAGACGGAGACGCUGAGGACGCACGCGAGGCUGAGCACUAUUCCCACAGCAGUGCCAGCAGCGUCGUCUCAUCCCUGGCGCCCUGGACCCUCAGCGGCCCUGGUAGUACGGCGAGCUUGAGCAGCUCGUCAGGCACCUCGCUGUUCGAUCGCAGGACGCCUAGCCCGGCGCUCAAGCCAGGGUAUGAGAGGCAUGAGAUCGAAGGGAUUGGUGGCGUCCUGAAGAAGAAGAUGGUGAGAAUGGUAAAGGUAGGCGCGUGCGUGCCGGAAUGGGACGAUGAGCGGGCAAAGGGAGAGAUCCUGGGCCGCGAGGUGCAGGGCAGGCGGAGGAGUUGGUGUGGCUGGUGUAGGAGGGUUAUCCCCUCGAGGAAGGAUUACGAGGAGGCUGGGCGGUCGGAGGCUAAGGGGAAAGGGAAAGAAAAGGAGGGCCCGGAACCCCAGCUAACGGGGUGAUAAUACGGGAUGCUGGUCGUGGUAGGAGCUGGGUUUGUCUUUUUAGAGCUCGAAAAAUGGUCGGGAGAGGGGUUAACUAAGGUGUCUAUGAAUAAACGGGGUGCUCCAUGGUCAAGACACUUCAAAGUCCAU